UCGGACAGUAAAGACGAAGUGAUAAUUUGUACGUGCAAAAUGUUCAGCGACGCAAUAAGCUUUUUAGUCGGUAUUUUCUUUUCCAAAUGGAGUUUCUUUGUCCUAAUUCUGUGUUUCUUUGCGUACAAAUGGAGUAUUGCGACUUACGAUACAUUUGAGAAGCGUGGACUCAAGUUUAUCCCUCCGAUUCCUUUUUUCGGAAAUUCAAAGCAUAUGAUUCUGCAAACCAAGAAUUUCGCCGAUGCAUUGAAUGAAAUGUACAACUAUUUUCCAGCGGAGAAAUUUCAUGGGAUGUUUGAGAUGCGAAGGCCGGUCUUUUUUAUCCGAGAUCCUGAAUUAAUCAAGCAAUUGACCGUCAAAGAUUUCGAUCACUUUCUUGAUCACCGGCUUAAUAUUGAUGAAAACCAUGAACCACUCUUCGGAAGGAAUCUUCUUACACUCAAAGGUCAAAAAUGGAGAGACAUGAGAUCCACUCUGAGUCCUGCUUUCACAGGAAGCAAAAUGCGGACAAUGUUCCAUUUGGUCUCUGAAUGCUGCUCAGAAACCAUGAAUUAUCUGGAGAAGGAAUCCAAAGGAGGAAAGCCAACGCUGACUAACUUGAAAGAUCUUUUCUCAAGAUUCACCACAGAUGUAAUCGCAUCUUGUUCUUUCGGUAUUAAAGUGGAUUCCUUGAGAAACAGGGACAAUCAAUUCUUUCUCUAUGGCAAAGAAGGAACAGAUUUGUCUAGAUAUCGUACACUUGCUUUCUUCUUAUUGAUGAUGUUUCCUAAAUUCUGCAAGAUUUUCAGAAUACAUAUUUUUACGCAAGCGUUCUGCAACUUCUUCAGGACACUUGUUUGGGACACAAUUCACUUAAGGGAGAAAGAAAACAUUGUUCGACCGGAUAUGAUUAAUCUCCUGAUUCAAGCUAGGAAAGGAAAGCUCAAAUAUGAAGACGAGGAAGACAGAAAAGAAGGAUUCUCUUUUGGGGAAGCGAUUCAUCAUAGUAAACUUGCGGACGAUGAUCUCACGGCGCAGUGUCUUAUUUUCUUCUUGGCCGGAUUCGAGACAACCAGCACUUGUAUGUGUUUUACAGCUUAUGAAUUGGCCGUCAAUCCAGAAGUGCAGAAGAAGCUUUUGGCUGAAGUUGAUGACAUGAAUGAAAUGCUUGGAGGAGAACCAAUUUCUUACGAUGCUUUGCUUAAUAUGAAGUAUUUGGACAUGGUUAUUUCUGAGAGUCUGCGAAAGUGGCCAGCAACAGUUGCAACUGACAGACAAUGUGUUAAACCAUAUACGAUCGAAACAGAUGAAAUAAGUUGUGAAGUAAAAGUCGGUGAAGCUUUUUUGGUACCGAUCAUAAGUCUUCACCAUGACCCAAAAUUCUUCCCGAAUCCUUCUCGCUUCGACCCUGAGCGAUUCAGCGAUGAAAACAAGGACAAAAUCACUCCAUUUACUUACCUUCCAUUUGGAGUUGGCCCUAGAAUAUGCAUAGGAUCGAGAUUUGCCUUGAUGGAAACGAAAGCCAUUAUUUACAACAUCCUGACAAAAUUUACGUUUGAAGUCUCAGAGAAAACUCAAAUUCCAAUCAAAUUGACCAAGACGGGUUUCUUUUUAAAGCCAGAGAAAGGCUUCUGGGUUGAUCUUAAGCCAAGAUUCGAAUUGCUGUGUAUUGCGAAAUUAGUCAUUCAGCGCUGGUAUAAAAAGAAGGAAAAAAUUCACUUGUCUUCUCAGUUUGGUUAUUUUUGUGUUCGCGAGCGCACGUCUUUCUCUGUUUACAGAAUGAUCGGUUGCGCAAUAAGUUGUUUGGCCGGUCUUGUCUUCUCCAAGUGGAGUCUUUUGGCAGGAAUUCUUGGCUACUUCACGUACAAAUGGAGCAUCGCUACUUACAAGACAUUCGAGGAACGUGGCGUUAAAUUCGUCCCACCUUUGCCACUUGUUGGCAACUUUAAACACUUAGUCUUCCAGACCAAGUCCUUUAACGAUGCCAUACAAGAGAUGUACGAUCACUUCCCCAGAGAAAAAUUCUUCGGAAUAUUUGAGAUGCGGAGGCCAAUUUUCUUACUGCGAGAUCCGAAAAUGAUCAAGCAGAUGGCUGUGAAAGACUUUGAUCACUUCCUCGACCACAGAUUGAACCUUGAAGAAAAACACGAUCCUUUAUUCGGGCGCAAUCUUUUAUCUCUCAAGGGACAGAAAUGGAGAGACAUGAGAUCCACUCUGAGUCCUGCUUUCACAGGAAGCAAGAUGCGCACAAUGUUCCAAUUAGUCUCUGAAUGCUGCUCGGAAACCGUGAAUUAUCUGGAGAAGGAAUCAAAAGGAGGAAAACCAAUGUUGACUGACUUGAAAGAUCUCUUUACAAGAUUCACCAAUGAUGUCAUUGCGACUUGUGCUUUUGGGAUUAAAGUUGACUCAUUCAAUGACAAGGAGAACGAAUUUUACCAAUAUGGAAAGAGUGCAACUGAUUUUAGUGGAUUUAGAAGCUUGUUCUUCUUCUUGAUGGUGUCAUUUCCGAAGUUCUCAAAGGCUGUGGGUAUCAAACUCUUUUCGGAAAAAUUCUCCACGUUCUUCAGAAAACUCGUCUGGGACACAAUUCGCUACCGAGAACGAGAGAAUAUUGUCCGUCCUGAUAUGAUUAAUCUCCUAAUUCAAGCUCGUAAAGGCAAACUCAAGCAUGAGGAUGAAGAAAUGGACAACGAAGGAUAUGCGACUGUUCAAGAAACAACUGUGGGAGAAGCCAUUCAUCAGAGCAAACUUGAGGAAGAUGAUUUGACAGCGCAGUGCUUGAUUUUCUUCUUGGCCGGAUUUGAUACCAGCAGCACUUGCAUGUGUUUCACAGCUCACGAACUAGCUGCGAACCCUGAUGUUCAGAAGAAAUUGAUUGAAGAAGUCGAUGUCACGAAAAAAAUGCUUGGAGGAAAACCGAUUACUUAUGAAGUUUUGCAUAAUAUGAAGUAUUUGGACAUGGUUAUUUCUGAGAGUCUUCGUUAUUGGCCACCGGCGGCGGUUACUGAUAGAAAGUGCGUGAAACCUUAUACAAUGCAGGUGGAUGGAAAAUCUUACGACGUAAAGGUUGAAGAGGCUAUAAUGAUACCCAUGGUUUGCCUGCAUCACGAUCCAAAAUACUUCCCAAAUCCUUCUCGCUUCGACCCUGAGCGAUUCAGCGAUGAAAACAAGGAUAAAAUCACGCCCUUCACUUACCUUCCGUUCGGAGUUGGACCGAGAAAUUGCAUUGGAUCGAGAUUUGCUUUGAUGGAAACGAAAGCCAUUAUUUACUACAUCUUGACCAAGUUUACUUUUGAGGUCUCAAAGAAAACUCAAAUUCCUCUGAAACUUGCGAAAGCUGGGUUUGCUAUGAAGCCUGAGAAUGGUUUCUGGGUUAAUCUAAAGCCAAGAAGUUAG
This is a messenger RNA of Phlebotomus argentipes, 3375 nucleotides long. RefSeq lists its product as uncharacterized. The coding region runs from base 40 to 3375 and encodes 1111 amino acids. Gene Ontology annotation, molecular function: iron ion binding; oxidoreductase activity, acting on paired donors, with incorporation or reduction of molecular oxygen; heme binding. Lineage: Eukaryota; Metazoa; Arthropoda; Insecta; Diptera; Psychodidae. The record is from RefSeq and is a predicted model, not a curated record. The transcript has 12 exons.